Molecule: messenger RNA, 1778 nt
Organism: Capsicum annuum
Lineage: Eukaryota; Viridiplantae; Streptophyta; Magnoliopsida; Solanales; Solanaceae
Exons: 1
Coding region: 55-1461 (468 amino acids)
Source: RefSeq, a predicted model, not a curated record
AAAUAGGUUGGUGAGACGGUGUAGGUAACAGUUGGACUAAGUAAGCAUUAAUAAAUGCUCUAUAACAACCAAAUUUCAUACUACAAUUACAACAAAGCAAAAAACGAAACAAAGAGAAUGGCUUCUUCACCAACUGUUCAACACAUUUCAGAUUGUUUCAUCAAGCCACUUUACAAUUCAGAAGAAUCUCAAAAACCAAUUUAUCUAUCAUCAUGGGAUUUAGCCAUGCUUUCAGUGCAAUACAUUCAGAAAGGUAUCCUUUUCACUAAGCCAUCAUCUUUUCAACUUGAUUCAUUUUUGCAAAAACUUAAAGAUUCCCUCUCAAUUACCCUUGUCCAUUUUUACCCUUUAGCUGGUCGAUUUAAAACACUUAAACAAGAAAAUCCCCCUCUUUACAGUGUCUAUAUUGACUGUGUCAAUAGCCCUGGUGCAAGAUUUAUUCAUGCUAAUCUUGAUUUAACUGUUUCUGAUAUACUUUCACCAAAAGAUGUGCCUUUAAUUGUCCAAUCAUUUUUUGAUCAUGAUAGAGCAAUUAACCAUGAUGGGCAUGAACUAUCUCUGUUAACUAUUCAGGUUACUGAACUAAUUGAUGGAGUUUUUGUUGGUUGCUCAAUUAACCAUGUGUUAGCUGAUGGUACUUCUUAUUGGCAUUUCUUUAACAGUUUUUCUGAAGUUUUCAAAGCCAAUAAUGGGCAAAAACAGCUCAUUCCCAUUUCGAAAACUCCUAAUUUUAACCAUUGGUUUCCAGAAGGACAUGGUCCGAUUAUCAAUAUUCCUUAUACUCAUCAUGAUCAAUUCAUUAGUAGACACGAAUCCCCGAAAAUGAGGGAAAGAUUCUUCCAUUUCUCAUCUAAAUCUUUAAAGAAACUCAAAGCUAAGGCCAAUCAAGAAUGUAACACGACCAAGAUUUCAUCUUUACAAGCUUUGUCGGCUCAUAUGUGGAGAUGCAUAACAAGGGUUCGAAAAUUCCCAUCGGAUCACAUGACAAGUUGUCGAAUGGCGUGUAACAACAGAGGAAGAUUGGAUCCUCCGUUGCCCGAAAACUAUUUUGGAAAUUGCAUACAAACAGUCAGAGGAAUUGCCUCAGCAGGAGAACUUCUUGAGAACAACCUUGGAUGGGCAGCGUGGAAACUGCAUGAAGCUGUAGUGAAUCAUAACAAUAAAGAAAUACGCGAAUGGGUUGAGAAAUUGGAAUGUGGUAUGAUUUAUCAGUUGGGAUUCUUUGAUCCUAGUAGCAUUAUGAUGGGAAGUUCUCCAAGAUUUAACAUGUAUGGGAAUGAAUUUGGAUUGAGAAAAGGAAUGGCACUUAGAAGUGGAUAUGCACAUAAGUUUGAUGGGAAAGUGAGUUUAUAUGAAGGGAUUGAAGGUGAUGGUGGCAUGGAUUUGGAAGUGUGUCUUUUACCUGACUUCAUGGCUUCUCUUGAAACUGAUAAAGAGUUCUUGGAUAGUUUCUCAAGCUAAUUUAGGUGUUGUUGUAUUCGGAGAAUGUUUGCUUUUCUUAAUUUAUGUAUUGUCCUUAAAGCCAAGGGUCUUUAAUUUCCUAUCACCUAAACACCAUAUUUCCAUCAUAGUGGCAAAAUUGAACGUUGUUUGGAAUAAUUUAAUUAGAUUACAUUGUACUCCUAUAUCAAUUAGGAAUAGUUACACCUAAUUGGAUUUCUUUAAUUCCUACCUUGUAAUGAUGUAACCUGAGAUCAUCUUUACUAUCAUAUACUUGUAGACUUCACUAUUUCAACCAAGAAGUUUGAACCAAAAAAUCAAACUGAGUUUUCUCAUGA